Molecule: messenger RNA, 1054 nt
Organism: Rhinichthys klamathensis goyatoka
Lineage: Eukaryota; Metazoa; Chordata; Actinopteri; Cypriniformes; Leuciscidae
Gene: tnfa
Product: tumor necrosis factor a (TNF superfamily, member 2)
Exons: 4
Coding region: 249-962 (237 amino acids)
Biological process (GO): immune response
Cellular component (GO): membrane
Molecular function (GO): tumor necrosis factor receptor binding
Source: RefSeq, a predicted model, not a curated record
GUUUCUCCCCUCCAUCUCAUUGUACCACUUACUUUUCUCCACACUACUCUGACAUCACUGGAGUUUCCCCUGGUCUUACAGUCUCUGAGCUUUAAAAAGAAUGAAGAACCAGUAUAUUCUGAACACAACAGUGACAGACCAGCCAAGCAAAGCACUGAAGUGAUAAACUGCGCUGAGAAGACUUUACAGAAUCUUUUAAAAAGCAUUUUGGCAGUAUCUUGUACAUCUUUCGGAGAACUAACACAGUAAUGAUGGAGCAUGACAGUCAAGUAUUGUUGGGUCUUGAAGAAGGGACGCUGCCUUUACCAAGGGUGAUGGUGUCGAGGAGGAAGGCUAACUCUUCAAAGUCAGGCGUAUGGCGGGUGUGUGGGGUUUUUCUGGCUGUGACCCUGUGUGCUGCAGCUGCUGUCUGCUUCACGCUCAACAAGUCUCAGAGUAAUCAGGAAAGUGGAACUGGUGAGCUUUCAACGAGAGAUCAUUUUUCACAAGCAAAUUUCACUUCCAAGGCUGCCAUCCAUUUAACAGGUGGAUAUGAGACUGAAGACACAACCCUAGAUUGGAGAGUGAACCAGGACCAAGCUUUCUCUUCAGGCGGCUUGAAAUUAGUAAAUAGGGAGAUCAUCAUUCCUUAUGACGGCAUUUACUUCGUCUACACCCAGGUCUCUUUCCACAUCAGGUGCUCGACUGACAGGACUGAGGACGACGACGACACUGUGUAUAUGAGCCACGUGGUGAAUCGCUUUUCCGAUUCCUAUGGAAGCAGUAAGCCGCUUUUCAGCGCUAUCCGCUCCACCUGCGAACACUCGCCUGACACUGAAGAGCUGUCGUACAACACAAUUUACCUCGGCGCGGCCUUCCAGUUACGAGCCCGAGACAGACUGAGCACCGAAACCACUUCAAAACUCCUGCCCCGUGUCGACAAUGAAAAUGGAAAGACCUUCUUUGGGGUGUUUGCUCUAUGAACAUGGACGUCAAGCAAAACUUGAAAAGUAAGGAAAGAAUGGAAACCUGUGAAGAGGAAAGCAAUAUGCUGAGCUUCCACUGCAAUGCCACC